AGGACCCCGCGAAAGAGCUGCGGAAUUCAAAAUUUCAAAACAAACCCAGGGUUGUUGUCUUAACAUGUAACCGUGUACUCUGGGCUUACUGGCUGUUACAGACACAGCUCAGGUCCUCUAUCAAGAACUUUUAAAAACAUGGAUAUAGAUGAGAAGCACGAUUCAAAGCCGGAAGUUCCUAAAGCGCCGUCAAUCGAGGAUUUUAUCAUUUUGAAGCCGAUCAGUCGAGGUGCUUUUGGCAAGGUGUACCUUGCACGGAAGAAGUGCAAUGCGCGGUUAUAUGCCAUUAAGAUGAUGAAGAAAGCAGACAUGGUCGUUAAAAAUAUGACAGGCCAGAUGAAAGCAGAAAGAGACGCACUUGCUUUGAGCAAAAGUCCCUUCGUAGUUCACCUGUUUUACUCCCUUCAGACAGCCACCAAGAUCUAUCUGGUGAUGGAAUAUCUCAUUGGUGGAGAUGUCAAGUCUCUGCUCCACAUAUAUGGAUAUUUCGACCAGGAUAUGUCUGUGAAGUACAUUGCACAAGUGGCUCUUGCUUUGGAUUACCUUCACCGCCAUGGUAUAAUUCACAGGGACUUGAAGCCAGACAACAUGCUCAUAUCCAACGAAGGGCACAUCAAACUUACAGACUUUGGCCUUUCUAAGGUUAAACUUGACAGAGAGCUGAGUCUGAUGGAUAUCCUCACCACUCCAUCUUUGGCUAAACCUAAAAAAGACUACUUCCGCACCCCGGGUCAAGUCCUCUCCUUGAUCAGCUCCCUUGGAUUUAAUACACCUGCAGGAGAAGGCAAGCGACACAGCAGUGCAACUGCUGCAUCCAGCCCCAUGUCCUGUGGCAAAAUUAGGCAGAAGAACAACUCUCUUGGGUCUCCCUGUAUGAAGAAGAAAGAUCAGAUGUCCUCCCCGACUCGCUUUCCUUGGAGAACGGGACUUAAAAAUACUGUGUUUAGCCCUCAUAACCUGGCUAUAAAUCUGACUCCCACACUGAUGAAGACGAGGAAGAGGUUUGAGACGAUGAGUGCAGGCAGCACCACCGACACUGAAGCUGGCGGCAUCAGCCCUCUGUGGGAGAGUGAGGAGAAAGAAAAUGAACAGAGGGACAGGCAUCAUUCUGAGGCCAAGGACUGUGCACCAACCAAACCUGGCACCCUUGGUUCCUCUGCUAAGACCACUAGCAAUCUGUUAGAUAGGUCUAACCCAGGCCAUCUUGCAGAAAAGAGGCUCCACAGCACGUCAGCUCCUUCUGUAAAGAGAACAUUUUCCGAUGUUGAGAAAAGCCCAGAUCAACUGGAGCUCCAAGCCAAGAAGAGUAACUCACGCUAUAAGAGAUAUUUUGAGGUUCCAGGGGACGCUGCUCCGUUUCACACUGGCCUGACUGGAACUUUUUCCACUAUCCAAAUUGGUGACUUUGUAGCUUCCACAGAGGGGGUUGAAGUAGCAGAAGACAGGGUUCCAAAGCGCUCGAGUCCCAUUGCUGUUGCCAAAAGUCUGUUUUGUGAACUGGAGGAGCCAACAGAGGACGUGUUUGAAGAUGGAGCCAAAGACUUAUCACACUCAAGUUUCACAUCACCGCUUGCAGGGGACGGUGACGUCUGCAGGAGCCUGAGCCUCGACUCUGAUGGGUCCAUGCACGAAACGUCUCUUACAGUCGAUAGUCAUGCAUCUCUAAAACCAGAAAAGGCUUCCACAAAUGCAGGUUCAGCGUCAUUUCAGGAGCAAGACGAUGAUAAAGACUCAUCCAUCACUGAAUCACACCCACAAACUGCGUGUGCUGUCUCUACUGAAACACCUAAACUCUGUAACUUGGGCCUCAGAGGUGAAUCUAAGGGUGCUUUUCUUCAGCGGCUCCCUGAUCUGAGUGGCGUGGCGCAGUCCCCCUCAUUCCUCAAACCACGAAAUGUUGUGGCUUUUCGCAGCUACAAUAGCUCCAUCAAUCGCUCCAACAUGUCCCGGCUUAGCAUUGGGUCUGUUGACACUAUGGACGUGUCCACAACAGCUUCUUAUCACUCUGUGUCUGGUAUUGAAACACCAGUGCAGAAGAGAUCAAACUCCAACAGCUCUCUCUUUCGGACCCCCCAGCCCAUGUCUACGUCUCACACCCCUUUCCGGACUCCAAAGAGCGUCAGAAGGGGCGCGCUGCCUGUUGAGGGUGCUCCCAUUCUGGGCACUCCUGACUACCUGGCUCCAGAGCUUCUUUUAGGGAAACCACAUGACUACAUGGUGGAUUGGUGGGCGCUUGGUGUGUGUCUUUUCGAGUUCCUCACAGGUGUGCCACCCUUCAACGACGAGACGCCUCAACUUGUUUUCCAGAAUAUUCUCAACAGAGAUAUUCCCUGGCCCGAGGAAGAGGAGGAACUGCCUGUGAAUGCAAGAAAUGCGAUUGAAAUCCUCCUGACCAUGGACAUGACCAAACGAGCCGGUCUGAAAGAGCUGAAGUGUCACCCCCUGUUUGAAGGCCUGGACUGGGACAACCUGCAGAACCACCCGAUGCCUUUCAUUCCUCAGCCGGAGGAUGAAACCGACACCUCGUACUUCGAUGCGAGAAACAACGCUCAGCACAUCGCCGUGUCAGGCUUCAGUCUGUAGCUUCAAAAAACAAUCAGCUGAGCUCAGGAAACACAUUCUUGCUGUUGAAGUGAAAAUAUUCUCUGUGUUUAUGAUCACUUUCCAAAAACCAGAUCCAUCAUACAGAUUGAUUUGCAGUGAUGAUGUGGAUUAUGAUUGUUUGUCUGGUUGUGAUUUUCAUUUUAAAACUUUUUACCCAUUGUGCAAUAAUACUGUGGUCAUAAACGCUAAAAAAGUAGACUCUGUUGACUCUGUUACUGUAGUGAUGAGUGUGUGUUGGAAGCAUUCUGUUCAACCUUAGUAUGUCCAGAUUAUCUCCUUAUAUCUAUUUAAUAAGGUUCUCCUAUUAGCAAAAUCAAUUUGCUAAUUCUUAACUUAAUAAAAAGCUUUGAUUUCAGUGUUAUGGUGUUGGUUAAACUAAAAACAACUUAUCACUUGUUGCCUGAGUUAUCUUCCAUGCUGAUAUUUUUUUACAGCACUGAGCAUAAUUGUGAUGUUCCAUGUUCCUUGGUAGACUGGGUGGGCGGGCCCCCUGCGUUUCUCUCUACUGGGUAAGAUCCUGCUAAAGAAAACAUGAUGAUAUGAAGAUGAAUGUGUUUUAAAUGUAAAUCUUGUUGAUAACAUUUUGCGUCAUUGUUUUAAGACAUAUGUUGGUAGUUUGUAUUCUUAGAGAUCUGGUUUCGGCUGCUUUUAAGUUGUUUAAAUGUGUAAUUUCAGUGUUGUGUCUCUUGUCUAUUCUCUGCACUACUAGUUGUUUUAGAUAAUUUUGUGUAGCUUGUGAAAUUUUAUCGUGUUCACUCUCAGAAAAACACUUAAAUACAAAUAAAACUUGUUUGUAACCUGA
Notolabrus celidotus (New Zealand spotty) is the source of this 3406-nucleotide messenger RNA. RefSeq names its product microtubule associated serine/threonine kinase-like (gene mastl). Gene Ontology annotation, biological process: peptidyl-serine phosphorylation; intracellular signal transduction. The record is from RefSeq and is a predicted model, not a curated record. Lineage: Eukaryota; Metazoa; Chordata; Actinopteri; Labriformes; Labridae. The transcript has 12 exons. Gene Ontology annotation, molecular function: ATP binding; protein serine/threonine kinase activity. The coding region runs from base 139 to 2583 and encodes 814 amino acids. Gene Ontology annotation, cellular component: nucleus.